This is a messenger RNA of Panicum hallii, 924 nucleotides long. RefSeq names its product probable glutathione S-transferase GSTU6. The record is from RefSeq and is a predicted model, not a curated record. The transcript has 2 exons. Gene Ontology annotation, cellular component: cytoplasm. Bases 72 to 782 code for a protein of 236 amino acids. Gene Ontology annotation, molecular function: glutathione transferase activity. Gene Ontology annotation, biological process: glutathione metabolic process. NCBI's taxonomy places the organism in Eukaryota, Viridiplantae, Streptophyta, Magnoliopsida, Poales, Poaceae.
CCUUCCCUCAGCGCAGAUCGAUCCAGAGUUCCAGACAACAUCGCGCAAGCCUCGGCACGAGCACGACGGCGAUGGCAGCCGGCGGCGAGCUGCAGCUUUUGGGCUCGUGGUACAGCCCGUACGUGAUCCGCGCCAAGGUGGCCCUGGGGCUGAAGGGGCUCCGCUACGAGUACCUCGAGGAGGACCUCUUCAGCAAGAGCGACCUCCUCCUGAAAUCCAACCCAGCGCACAAGAAGGUGCCCGUCCUCGUCCACGGCGGCCGCCCGGUGUGCGAGUCGCUCGUCGUCGUGCAGUACGUCGACGAGGCUUGGGCGGGGACCGGGCCGCCUCUCCUCCCUGGCGACGCCCGUGACCGCGCCACGGCCCGCUUCUGGGCGGCCUUCAUCGACGACAAGUUUUUCCGGGCGUGGAGGGAACUGUUCAGGUCGACGACCGAUAGCCAGAGAGCAGAGGCGUUCAGGAGCGUCGUCCCCCGGGUGGAGACGCUGGAGCAGGCGUUCAUGGAGUGCUCCGAGGGGAAGGCCUUCUUCGGCGGCGACGCCGUCGGGCUCGCUGACGUUGCGCUGGGGAGCUUCCUGGUGUGGAUUCAGGUGGUGGACGAGGUGUCCGGCACCAAACUUCUGGACGGGGCCAGGUUCCCGGGCUUGGCGGCGUGGGCGGAGCGGUUCCUGGCCGUCGACGCCGUCAAGGACGCGAUGCCGGAAUUCGAGAGGCUCUUGGAGCACUACAAGGGGUUUCUGGCUAAAUUGGCUUCACCUGCUGCGCCAGCUGGCUAUAGCUGAUUCCUUACUGUUUUGUCGAUGCGAUUGUACUGUGACAAGUAUCUGCUGUGCGAUACUUACUGUUGAAUGACCUAAAUUAAAAUAGUGCUACCUGUACUUUUUUUUCGAGAAAAAGAGAAGUUCCAGAAAUAAGUUGGUCCAA